Orbicella faveolata is the source of this 5324-nucleotide messenger RNA. RefSeq lists its product as uncharacterized. Gene Ontology annotation, biological process: regulation of gene expression. Gene Ontology annotation, cellular component: nucleus. Lineage: Eukaryota; Metazoa; Cnidaria; Anthozoa; Scleractinia; Merulinidae. Gene Ontology annotation, molecular function: protein binding. The record is from RefSeq and is a predicted model, not a curated record.
AUGUUCAUGCCGCCCAUCCUAGGUACAUUUUUUGCAUUUUAUUGGUCUUUUUCCCAUAGCCUACACACAGCCUGUCAGUUAGGAAACUUUGAGUGUUUAGAGGUGUUGCUAGAAGAACAGCCUGACCUAUCAUUUGUUAACAGGUCAGGUUGUAGUCCUCUUCAUGUGGCAGCACAGUCAGGGAAUAUUGAAUGUGUGAGGCAAAUAUUACAACACAAGGUUCAUGUCGGAACACAGGAUGGCAGAAAAAUGACAGCGCUACACCAUGCAGCGGCAAAAGGACACAAAGGAUGUGUUGAACUUCUUCUUAAUAACAACGCAUCCCUUAAUGGAAAAGACAAGGAUGGUAGAACUCCUUUGCUGAUGGCAAUACAGGGAGCCUUUGAAGAUGUUGUCAAAUUGUUGUUGGAGAGAGGAGCCAAGGUCAACAUUGCAGAUAAUGCCAAGAAGACUGCACUAAUGUAUGCCUCAUUACUUGGACUUUCCGUAACUGUAGAGAUGCUUCUAAAAAGAGGUGCUAAUCCACAGCUGACAGAUAGCAGUGACCAUACAGCUGAGGACUAUGCACGUUUGUGUCAUUACCAAGAUAUUAUUGAUCUUAUGCGCAGUGCUCCAUCUAUAGCAACAUGGGAUGCAGGUGAAACAUCAGAGGAUACUGAACAUGAUGAAGAGGAGAGCAGUACACGAAAUGGUGAGGUUAUUUCACAGUUCAGCAGUCCUGAAGAAUCAGAGGCUGACACAUCAGUUUCACUGCACCCUAAAACAGUGUCAACAAUGUCAAGUAAUACUGGGGUUACAAGCUCAGUAAAUGGUGGCAAUUUAUCACCACAGGAAUCCUUUUCAUCUAUGGCUUCAACACCCCUGUCAUCUCCAAGAGCAGCUAAUCAGGAUCUUUUGGGAGAUAUCAAGGAGUUGGAAGAGGAAAAUGAAAUGCUAAACCAAGAAUUAAAUAAACUCAGAGUUCAACACCAGAAGACUCUAGACAGGCUCCGCAGCUUUGAAGUCCAACAAGAAUCUAAGGCUCCCGUUGUAACAGAUUGUGUCAAUAGACAUGUAGAGGAAGAAUUAUUAGAAGAGAAGGAGAAAAGAAUAGAGGAACUAGAGAAAGAGGUUGGCUUAUACCACCAGCAUUGCCGAGUCAAAGGAGAGUUGUUUGAUGCUCAGUGUGACAUACCCACUAUACCAUUAACAGUUUAUCAACAGCUCAAGGAAUCAAAUGAAGACGAAAUAUUCAAGUUGACAGAAGAAUUAGAGGAGCUUAAGAUAACAAAUGAAUCACUUCAAAAGUCAAUUGGCAAAAAGGGUUCCUGUCCCCAGUGCAUACAGCAGAAUUCCUCAGCUUCACCUUGUGAAAGCGCAACAGAACAGCACUUAGUUGCAGAACUGAAGCAGCUUAAAUAUCAGUUAGAGGUGGUAGAAAGCGAGCACAGAAACACUAUAAAUAUGUACAGACUGCAACUUCUAAAUGCAUGCCAGCAUGAAAUGGACCCUGAAAUACAAGAGGCUCUGCAAAUGAUCAUCAGAUUAAGGAGCAGUGAACAGUUUUGCUGAACGUCAUCUUUAAUUCAUGGGCAAGGAAUGUAGAACAGUACAAGUGAUGUUUCCAAAGUUCUCAAGUUGAACUCGCCUAAAAGUUUGUUCGAGACGAUAGACAAGUGUUAUUCUAAAUACAAACUUGGGUUUGUAAGUUGACAUUUUGCAACAUAUUUCCACAGAUAAUACUUCUUGUUAUGUAACUGGAUCGGAGUUAAGUUGCAUCUAACAUGCGCUCUUAUUGGUUGAUUUUUGGUCAAAUGACAAUGGCUAAAUCUAAAUGUCGCCGGUCGGGUGACAAUUAAGCAUUUGUUGCCCACUCUCUAACCAACCACAAGUUCCUUUGGUUCCCUCAAAUCUCAAUGUUUCCCUCGACUUCGUCUCUGGAAAAUCGAGAUUCUUGGGAAACUAAACUGUUUCCCUCGGGAUUAGCAAUUUCAUAAAAUAUAAAUUUUAAAUCUGUGAGGUACAUCCAAAAUUGUCUUUUGUAGAGGUUUUAUUUUUAUUUAAAUGCAUUUAUAUUGUAUAGCUACGUUUCCUAAAGUAAAUAACAUUUGAGAGAGAAAUUAUGCACACACUUGUAUAGUUCUUAUAUUUCAUUAGUUGUGGCUUACCCUAAUGGUACUAGAUGUAAUGGCAUUUUGCAUUCUGUAUUUUUUUUGUUAUAUUUAUACUGCUAUUGUUUGAAUAAACUUUCAUUCAAUUAAUCGCUGAAACAAGUGUUCAUAUAUACGUCAAUUGCAUCUGUAGGAGGUUUGCAACCAUUCCCGAGACAUUCAAAUGACAAGGACCCUGGCGGUCAUGUUGGAUGACCAGAGCAAUAAAGCUAAUUUAAAUUCUUUCGUCAAUGCUCAUCCAACGCUGCAGCGAUGAAGUCACUUGCUAUUUAACGAAUAGAUUCCAUGUUGCCGUGUGUCUGUUCAGUUAACCUGCAGAAGAGGCGGAUUAGCAGGCUAGAGCGAUUCACAGGCAACUUUGCACUCAUUCUCGCGCGUCGCACGCACGCUCGUGUAUCGCGCUAGCCCGCUAAUCCGCUUGUUCUGGAAGCUAACACUGGAGAAGAAAUGGCAUUCACCGUUAACAAAGGGUUGGUUACCGAUGAUAGCAUCAAAAGACAUAAAUGGCAUUGCCCAUUUACGAAAUGGAAAAUUAACAGCCGCACUAUAUCGGCUUUAUAUUAGUCACGAAUUAAUUACCAAACAACUCCCUAAUCACUCAAAGAUUGUAUAUAAUACAAUAAUUGAUACACAACGCAGUGACGAUGCUGAGUUUGUUGUUAGUGAAUGUCGUAUUUACCGUAUCCAAACUAAAGACCAGAGAAGACACUGAUACAAAGGACCCAAAUCAAACUUUUUGUCUCGUUACGCCUAAUAGGAGCCUCUUUACUUGCUCUUUACUUUACUCUUUACUUUAUAUGACGAGAGGUGCUAAUUUAAGCAGUACAACAACAACAACAACUUUUAUCAUGACUCGCAUAUUUACAAUAUUUACAACACCAUACAAAGAUCAUUCUCUGCUGUUCAAAUUGAAUGCAUUGAAUAUAUUUUGUUAGGCGUCCACUGGGUUCAAUUGUUUAAAUCUCGUGUAAAUAGGCAGAGUUGAAAAAUCCACAUACCGCAUUUUUGGGGUCUGUCGUACUCGAAAAUUGGUGCAGACCCACUUGCUCUAAAAAACACUAUAACACUCUUAACACUCUAUAACACUCUUAUUCGUCCGAGUGAAGGUUCCACCUUUUGUAGUAUUUGAACUAUUCGGCAUGCCAAAAACCGAUUGGCUAAAGAGGUAAACUAUACUAAAUAGCAGUUUUCGGCAAAGGGAUAAUAAAAACCUCUAAUCAUUAAGCACUACAGUAGGCCUACAACUAGGAGUACUCGUAGAUUAGGGAGUGCAUUCAAUGGGUGGCUGCACUCUGAUCGGGAAUGUUAUUAUUGCUUUGUGCUUCAAUGUGCGUGAGGUCUUGACUUCCACUGUGUAAAUUAUAACUCAAGAUCUUUAGGAUAUGACCUAAUUCAUUCUUUGACUUGUCUCCCCUUUUGUCCAGCAAUGCACACAGUAACGAAAUUGGCAGAUUUUGCAAAAUUUCGUCAAACUGAGUGAACUUUCAUGGAUUUCACGAUUUUGUUUUUUUGCAAGAACUGUUUCACAGAGCAGGCAGUGGCAAGCAAGGUUACACAGAGCAGGUAGUGGCAACCAAGGUUUCACCGAGCAGGUAGUGGCAACCAAGGUCUCACUGAGCAAGUAGUGGCAACCAAGGUUGAAAAGGGCUGGCGGUGACAAGCAAUGUGGCAAAUAGCAGGCAGUGGCAAGCAAUGUUGCACAGAGCAGGCAAUGGCAAGCAAUGUGGCAAAGGGCAGGCAGUGGCAAGCAAUAUGGCAAAGAGCAGGCGGUGGCAAGCAAUGUUGCACAGAGCAGGCAAUGGCAAGCAAUGUGGCAAAGGGCAGGCAGUGGCAAGCAAUAUGGCAAAGAGCAGGCAGUGGCAAGCAAUGUUGCACAGAGCAGGCAGUGUGCCAAACGGCAGGCAGUGGCAAACAAUAUGGCGCAGAACAGGCAGUGGCGAGCAAUGUGGCACACAGCAGGCAGUAGCGAGCAAUGUGGCACAGAGCAGGCAGCGGCGAGCGAUGUGGCACAGAGCAGGCAGUGGCGGGCGAUGUGGCACAGAGCAGGCAGCGGCGAGUGAUGUGGUACAGAGCUGACAAUGGUUCAGCUAUGGUUCACACGGAAGGCAGCGGCAAGCAAUGCUUCACACGGCAGGCAGUUGCAAGCAAUGGUUUACACGGCAGCCAGCUGCAAGCAACGUUUCACACGGCAGGCAGCUGCAAGCAAUGUUUCACACGGCAGGCUGUUGCAAGGAAUGUUUCACACGGCAGGCAGUUGCAGGCAGUGUUUCACACGGCAGGCAGUUGCAAGCAAUGAACUAUCUUUUGCUGGAUUAACGAAGAAACAUACAGUGUUGAAACUUAAAAAACAGUUGUCAGAAACUUUUGCUUGCUACCAGUUACAGCAUCUACUAAACACUUGCUAGUAUAUUUGUAGGUAGAGAUUUUACACUAACCAAAUUUGUUUUUGAUCCUCACGUUGCACACUGUUCCUUGCCCAUUUUUGAGUUUUGGGGAGGAAAACUUCCACCCAUUCAACUCCGUCUGCCUCUCGUUGUUUGACAUCUUUGGGCAAGCUAAAGUUGAAAUGCCCAGCAGCUAAAAUGUGCAUGGAAAGUAAAUUUACAUAAAAAAAGUUGUUAAAUUCUGUUUUUAACAUCCGCAGCCAAAAAUGAGCCUGAAAGGUUAGAAACUUGAAACUCAAAUUAAUGCCUAAAGUUAAAAAAAAAAAAACAACAACGAAAAAGAAACCUAACAUAAUUUUCGCCUGCAGUACAAUCUAAUGUACGAGUAGGCUAUCAUUUUAGGGGCAAACUGAUUUAGAACAGAAUGAAAUCCUUCUAAACUGCUGGUCUGCGUCAAAAGAGACUUGCAUGAUUCCUUUUAUUAACGAAUUAUUGGUAAGGGCAAUAUAUAGCCGAUCAUAAACAACAGACCCUAAUCAGACGACGACUAAUCAGUAAAGAGCAAGAAUUGUCUUCACACAUGCAUUACUGCAUACAGUAAUAUCAGUAGUUCUAACCUGUCGUGCUCUAUCAAGUCAAAUACAUAUAAGUUGUCUCUUUCUAUAAUUAUUGCUAAUUGUCAAUAAUUUUUGCAUCACUACAUUCAUUUCCAAAAUCACAUUGAUAUUAAAAUAUAGAAUACAUAAUGGGAAGGAAAAUGUCAUUGGUUAUUUUCCUAACUUUAAUUUCU